AUGAUGUCAUACGCCGAGGUCGAAAAGAAUUCUGUGCACGAUGACACCGAUGCAUACGCACCAUCAGCAUGUUUCGAUCCACUCACGACAACUGCUUUCGAGUUGAAAGCGUUGUUGGAAUCAGGGAUAGUGACGAGUGUGGGAUUGGUCGAAAUAUAUUCAAAGCAAAUUGCAACGUAUGACGACUAUCUCCAAGCCGUCAUACAAGUGUCAACAACAGCGGCCCAGCAGGCCAGGGCACUUGAUGAAGAAAGACUAAACGGUCGGGUUCGUGGGCCUUUGCACGGAAUACCUAUCUUGCUCAAGGAUAACAUGGCGACGGUGGAGAAUCUCGGGCUCAACACAACUUGUGGAACCCCUGCUCUCGUGUCGUCCAAACAUAAGCAGAAUGCCACGAUUGUUGACAAGUUGCUGGAGGCUGGUCUCAUCAUCCUUGCCAAAACACAGCUCACAGAGGACAAUGCCAGUCGGCAUAUACCGCAGGAAACGUUGAUCCAAGCGAUACCCAACUUGGACACUCGAGCUGCGCUCUACGCUCUGCGCCCAACCAUGGGUCUUGUCUCCCAAGGAGGGAUAUUUCCUGCCUCAAGCUUCGUCGAUACGGCUGGGCCUAUGUGCAAAACGCCCCAGGACCUAGCCCUAUUGCUGGAUGUUCUAGCGGAUGACUAUCCUGGGAGAGGUGCAGCAGCUAGCUAUACUAGCUACCUCGAGGGGAGCUGGAAAGGUCUACGGGUGGGAACCUUGGAUCCAACUACUUGGCGGUUUGGUACCGAAGUGCAGAAGGAAAUCCGGGAGACGAAGGCUGCAUACGAGAUGAUUAAGCCACUCUGUGGAGCUUAUCACGAAAUUGACCUAAUAUCGCCGGCGAAGUUUGUUCAGGAUGGCAAACACAUCAUGAUGGAGGUUUUCAGCCCAGGCGAAAAGCGGAAGCGCACGCAGCUCUCUGAUUUGCGCGAUGACACAGAUUAUUCAGGCCAGGACGUCUUGCUCGCAUGCCAAGGGAAUCAAAUCGAUGCGACGACGGCAGAGUCGCUUUGGGGCAAGGCGCAGUCCAUUGGGCGCGAGCUUGGCAUCGACAAGGCCCUAAAUAACCUCGAAAUCGAUGUGAUACUUGCACCAUCCGACUCCACUUUCAGCCAGCUGGUGUCAGCCGCAGGUUAUCCCUCUGCAACAAUGCCAUUGUCGUAUCUUGAGUACAAUGGUCGGCCCUUUGGGGUUUCUGUCUUUUCCACAGCUUAUACUGAGCCAACACUAGUGAAGGUGUUGAGCGCAUGGGAAAAGACAUUUGGGCCACGGCAGCCGCCUAGGAUGCGAUUCGGACAGCAGGCGACGUCCAAAGUGUAG
This is a messenger RNA of Diaporthe amygdali, 1344 nucleotides long. RefSeq lists its product as uncharacterized. The record is from RefSeq and is a predicted model, not a curated record. The coding region runs from base 1 to 1344 and encodes 447 amino acids. The transcript is spliced from 8 exons. NCBI's taxonomy places the organism in Eukaryota, Fungi, Ascomycota, Sordariomycetes, Diaporthales, Diaporthaceae.